This is a messenger RNA of Closterium sp. Naga37s-1, 4020 nucleotides long. Lineage: Eukaryota; Viridiplantae; Streptophyta; Zygnematophyceae; Desmidiales; Closteriaceae. The record is from the annotation of a GenBank genome assembly.
AUGUUCAGUGAGAUUCAAUGCGGUUCAGAGCAGUUCAGUGCGGUGAGGUUCGGUGUAAUGCGGUUCACCGUGAUGCGGGUCAGUGAGGUGCGGUUCAGUGCGGUGCGGUUCUUUGAGGUGCGGUUCAGUAAUGUUCAGUGCGUUCAGAGCGGUUCAGUGCGGUGCGGUUCGGUGGGGUGUGGUCCAGUGCGGUGCGAUUCAGUGAGUGCGAUGCGGUUCAGUGCGGUGCGGUUCGGCGGGGUGCGGUUCAGUGCGGUGCGGAGAGAGAUGGCGGUGUGGCUCGCCCGUGCACAGCCGAGCCGAGGGGUGGUGCUGGGAGCUCGGUGGGGCUGGCCAAGAGGGGUGGGGGGGAGGGGGGAGGACUUGGGGGAACGUUCAAAAGUCGACCCCCCGUUCAGUAUCGCCGUGAGCAUGAUCACAGAUGUGGAGGAGAGGGACUCAGCAUUCCAGGCAAGCGAGGGGCUACCAGCUCACCCUCACCAUGCCCGCCUCCAUGAGCCUCAACUUGAGCGUCCCAUGCCGCUGCUGCUCCCUCUCCCCCCUCCGCCCUCCUCUCCCUUUCAGAACACCCUAGUAGAGCCCACCAGCGGCAACACGGGCAUCGGACUCGCCUUCGUGGCGGCAGCGAGGGGCUACCAGCUCACCCUCACCAUGCCCGCCUCCAUGAGCCUCGAGCGCCGCGUGCUGCUGCGCGCGUUCGGGGCGGAUCUGGUUCUGACUGACCCCGCAAAGGGCAUGAAGGGCGCGAUUUCAAAGGCCGAGGAGAUUGUGGCAAACACCGAAGGCGCUUACAUGCUGCAGCAGUUUGAAAACCCGGCGAAUCCCAAGGUGCACUGUGAAACCAUGGGCCCCAAAACUUGGGAGGGCUCGAAUGGCCAUUCUGGUGUCUGCCUUAUUGCCUUCUUCCUGCCUGCUUUCGUCUGCUCUGAUUGGCUACAGCUCGUGGGAGUGGAGCCCACGGAAAGCCCUGUGAUCUCAGGUGGAAAGCCAGGCCCGCACAAGAUCCAGGGCAUAGGCGCCGGCUUUGUGCCUGGAGUGCUGGACGUGGGACUGCUCAGCGAAGUGGUGCAGGUGUCCAGUGAUGACGCAGUGGAGAUGGCGAAGAAGCUUGCACAGAAGGAAGGGCUGCUGGUGGGAAUUUCAUCCGGAGCAGCGGUCGUGGCAGCGAUCGAAGUGGCCAAACGGCCGGAGAACGCUGGGAAGCUCAUCGUGUCGGAGGAGGCGGGGGAGAUGGAGGAGGGGGAGGAGGAGGAGGAGGAGGAGGGGGAGGAGGAGGAGACAUCGUUGGUAUGGUUACAAAAGCCCUUUCCUGCACGUUCUCGUGCCGCCCCUUCUCGUGCCGCCCCUUCUCGUGCCGCCCCUUCUCGUGCCGCCCCUUCUCGUGCCGCCCCUUCUCGUGCCGCCCCUUCUCCCGCCGCCCCUUCUCCUGCCACCCCUUCUCGUGCUGCUGCUUCUGGUGCCGCCCCUUCUCCCGCCGCCCCUUCUCCUGCCGCCCCUUCUCCCGCCACCCCUUCUCGUGCUGCCGCUUCUCGUGUCGCCCCUUCUCCCACCGCCCCUUCUCCCACCGCCCCUUCUCCCACCGCCCCUUCUCCUGCCGCCGCUUCUGCUGCCGCCCCUUUGCCUGCCAUCCGAACCUCCAUUAGUCAACCCACCCACCGAGCCACAGUGGCAGGUUCGGCUCGCCAAACUCCAUCUCAAAGGCCAAUGACCGCCGGCCAAGGAAUUCGCACGCCUAGUGUCGAUGAAUCGCCCUCCUCACAUCCCACACACCCCACACAACCCUUGCAACUCUCACAACCCUCACACCCCGCACAACCCUUGCAGCUCAUGCCUUGCAUUGAUGAGUUUCCCUCCUCACAGCCCUCUGAGCAAGCCUCGCCGCGACAAGAGUUGCCUGUCUCUCCCUCUCAGACCAACACCCACUCUUACGAAACCAACCCCCCUCAUCCCAGCCCCCCUUACCCCGCUCUCCCUCAACCCACACCCCCUCGCUCUACCCCCACCUCCCCCACGCCCCCUCACGCCAACCCGCCUCACCCCAACCCCCCCCGCCCCACACCUGUUCGCACCGGCUCCCCCCGUCGCCUGGCCUGUGACAACCCUUCACCCUGGCCCUCUACCAAACGUUAUUUCGGAGUCACCUGGUACCGCAACGCGUGGCAGGUGUUUCUGACGGCCACCAAGGCGGAGCAGCAGCGGUAUGGGGUUAGCACUCAGUGGUACUGCGGCCGCUGGCCCAAGAAUCAGGUGGAGGACGCAGCAGCUGCUUCAGAAGCAGCACAUUUCGUGCUCAAAGGGGGGGGAGUGGGCGAGGGAGCAGGAGAGGGAGGAGGGGCGGCAGGGGAAGGAGGAGGGGGAGGAGGAGGGGGAGCAGGAACCAGGGGGAAAAGCGGGACCGAGCGAGUGUAUGACUUUCUUUCAGGAAGGGAUAAGGAGCGGUUGAGAGAGAUGGGGAGGGCGAAAGCAGCAGAGCUGAUAAAGAAGAAGAGGUGGGUGAUAUGGCAGCAAUGGCGCUCCUGGUGGGGGGAGGAGGAGGAAUUACACGCAACUGCCACUGCUGCUGCGGGGUUAUCCCUAGGUUCAGCUUCCAAGUCUGUCCGCGAGGCAAAUGCGGCUGGUAUCCCUGUUAAAGCCCUCGCUCUCGCCUCCCGUAUCCGGGUUUCUUCACCUGGCCGCACUUCUCGGGCUGCUGCUUCCCGCCGGCCUGCCCAGGUUCCUCGGGCAGCUGACCGGGACGUUGAGUGUGUUUCUCCCGCUCGCCUUCUCGCUCUCUGCACCCCUUUUGCCACGGCAGAUAACGAGGAGGCGGAAGAAUUGCUUGCUCUUUUGAACCCUCCCCCUCGCUCCAGACGUCGUCGCGGUCGCCCCACUACUCGCUCCACUCCCCGCGCUCGCAACACUCCUCGCGCUCACUCCACUCCUCUCGCUCCCUCUGCUCCUGCCACGCCUGAGCCCGCUCAGAGGCUUGUGCCCGUUGCUCCUGGUCCCACUGGUGUGCUGUCGCAUGAGCAGCAGCAACAGCAGCCGGAGGAGGAAUAUGGAGUCCCGCAGAAGUAUUUCGGCGUGUCGUUCCGCUACAACAAGUGGGAGAUCCGUAUUUCCGUGUCAGCCGCACUCAAGAAGCGGUAUGGGCUGGGGGAGCAGCUUUACUGCGCGCGGUGGGAGCGGGAGCAAGGGGAGGAGGCGGCGGCGGCAGCGGAGGCGAUUCAUUUCGUGCUGGGGAGAAGGGUUAAGAGAGCGUAUGAGUAUAUCACGGAAGAGGAGAGAGAGCGGUUGAGAGAGAUGGGGAUGGAUCGGGCUAUGAGGCUGAUCAUGCAGGGGAAGUGGAAAACGUGGCGGGAGUGGCGGCAGGGGCAGGAGGGGGAGGAGGGAGCGGAAGGGGGGGGGAAGGGGGAGGAGGGAGGAGGAGGAGGGGUGGUGGGUGGUGAGGGGAUGGAGUUGGGAGGAGAGACGGGAGGUGGGGACGGGGAAGUGGGGGGAGUGGGUGGGGUAGAGGGUUUUUCGAGGCCAAAGAGGAAAAGAGCUCCAAGGAGGGUUGUGAGGGAGAGGAGUGACGAUGCUGAAUCGGGGGGUGAGUGUGGUGAGGGGGGGGUGGGGAGUGCGAGGGGAGGAGGGAGAGGGAGAGGAGGGAGGGGGGGAAGAGGAGGGAGGGGAGGGAGUGGAGGUGGGGCAAGGAGAGUAAGGGGAAGAGGAAGAGGAGGGGGAGUGGCAGGGGGAGGAGCUAGAGCGGAAAUGGCUGGCUACACUGAUCUGCCGGGGGGUGAGGAGGAGGUGUUGUAUGACAUGGGGGAGGAGAGAUGGAGUGCGAGGGGGUUCACGUGGGAGGAGGGGCACGGUGGGGCGGGCAGGGGGGGAGGUGCGAGGAACAGCGAAGGAGGGUGGGAGGAGGUGGAAGAGAUGGACGAAGAGACAGAGGAGGGUGGGGAUGGGUGGGAGGAGGAAGCGUGGAAUGAGGAGGCGUGGGAGGAGGAGCUGUAUAAUGCGUACCGCUUGAGAGAGAUGCUCGGAGGGCUCAUGUGA